This is a messenger RNA of Aspergillus fischeri NRRL 181, 1317 nucleotides long. RefSeq names its product MCT family MFS transporter. Gene Ontology annotation, molecular function: transmembrane transporter activity. The transcript is spliced from 2 exons. The record is from RefSeq and is a predicted model, not a curated record. Gene Ontology annotation, cellular component: fungal-type vacuole membrane. The coding region runs from base 1 to 1317 and encodes 438 amino acids. Gene Ontology annotation, biological process: transmembrane transport. NCBI's taxonomy places the organism in Eukaryota, Fungi, Ascomycota, Eurotiomycetes, Eurotiales, Aspergillaceae.
AUGGGGAUGAGGGCACACGCGGAGGAGAAGGCCGUUGCGCCCUCGGUGAACAGCAACAAUGACGAGAGCAACGUGCGCACACCAGAACAGCAGCCAGGAGAGAAACACCUAGAAGAGCCAACCUUCGAUACAGGCAUCCCGGCAUGGUUGCAGGUCCUUGGAUCAUUCUUCCUAUUCUUCAACUCAUGGGGUGUGAUCAAUACAUGGGGCGCUUUCCAGACAUACUAUGAACAAAAUCUUCUCUCGAAUGUUUCGUCAUCAUCCAUUGCCUGGAUUGGAUCUCUGCAAUCGUUUCUUCUGAUGCUCUUUGGAGUAGUGACCGGCCCGUUGUUCGAUGCAGGAUACUUUCGAGCUCUCGUCAUAUUUGGCACCGUCGUGCUCCCAUUUGGCUUGAUGAUGACCAGUAUUUCUUCACAGUAUUGGCACUUGAUCCUCUGUCAAGGAGUCUGUAUCGGCCUGGCUGCCGGAUGCCUGUUCGUUCCCUCGGUUGCUAUUCUGCCCCAAUACUUCAAGCGGAAGCGAGGUUUAGCCAACGGACUGGCGGCUUCAGGCAGCAGUAUCGGGGGCGUGGUCUAUCCGAUAAUGUUCAAUAAGCUGCAGGACCAAGUUGGAUUUGCGUGGGCGACUCGCGCACUGGGCUUCGUAGCUUUCGGAACCUGCUGCAUCUCCCUAUCUCUCAUGCGUAUGCGAUUUCUGCCUACCGAGAAACGCAAGUUGGUCCAGCUGUCUGCCUUUAAAGAACCAGCGUUCGUGAUGUUUGCCGUUGCCAUGUUUUUGGGCUUCCUGGGCUUCUAUAACUUCCUAUUCUACGUGCAGUCCUAUGCCAUCGACACCGGAAUCGUCGAUGAAAAUCUGGGGUUUUAUCUGCUCUCCAUGCUUAAUGCGGGUUCUACCGUGGGACGAAUCUUUCCCAACUUCGUCGCUGAUCAUACCGGCCCACUGAACAUCCUGACGCCAGCUGUCACAGCCACAGCAGUUCUGGCCUUUGCCUGGAUUGGCGUGCACAAUGUGCCCGGCAUCAUUGUUCUCUCUGUCCUGUACGGUCUCUGCUCCGGUGGGUUUGUCUCACUCCCACCGGUAGUCAUGGUCACGUUGACGAAAGAUAUCCGCGACCUGGGUACUCGUCUGGGCAUGAUUUUCGCCACGACCUCGAUCGGUUUGCUGAUCGGAACACCAAUUGGUGGAGCCAUCAUGAGUAAUACCCAUAAUUAUCUCGGCGUUCAACUCUUUACCGCUUGCUGCAUCAUCACCGCAGCCGCCAUUUUUGCGGCCCUGCGAUUCUCACGCACUGGGGCCCGGCUGCUUGUCAGAGCAUGA